This is a messenger RNA of Hemibagrus wyckioides, 3659 nucleotides long. RefSeq names its product CMRF35-like molecule 5. The coding region runs from base 1239 to 2039 and encodes 266 amino acids. The transcript has 7 exons. NCBI's taxonomy places the organism in Eukaryota, Metazoa, Chordata, Actinopteri, Siluriformes, Bagridae. The record is from RefSeq and is a predicted model, not a curated record.
CACCCUGGACGGAGUGCCAACCCAUCACAGGGCGCGCACACACACACACACACACACACACACACAUUCACACACACACACACACACACACACAUUCACACACACACACACACACACAUUCACACACACACACACACACACACACACAUUCACACUCUACGGGCAAUUUAGAGUCUCCAGUCAGCCUAAAAGCUACUACUAAGCCAUUGUGCCGCCCUCUAAGAGUUUUCUAAAAUACUUCUUCCUCAAUUCUGGGUAAUGUAUUGCAUGCUUGUGUAUUUAUUGCUUCCUGUGUUUUAUACAAAAGCAAAUUAAUGACACCAAAUUUAUUCAUGAAAUGAAUUAAACCUUAAAUAUGUUAAUGGCUUUUACAAACAUGUUAGCAGAACACUGUGUCUAUACUGUGUACAGGGUUUUUUUUUUUUAAAUCAUCUCAGACCACAUAUGUGAAAAGGUGAACCCACUGACUCAGCAAAGUAGGAAGUUAAACACACAGCACAGUCAGCAUCAAACCCAAACCACUAAACACAUGCAGUGAAAAACUGUAUAUGUUUAAAACUGUUUCAUUUUAAAUAACUUACAUUUGUUUAUUUUAUGGAUAUUAUGAUAUGUUUUCCUGUCCUCUUAAACUUUUAUUUUAAAAGGAAGUGUUAGUGUUGAGUAGUCCUGUAGUACAGUAAUGCAGUUUCUUUACACCUCACACUGACAGGGUUGGGGGUGGUUUCCUGGGGAAAAUGGCUUGGGUGCAAUGUGUUUCCACUUUCACAAAUCAGACUGUGCAGCGUAGACAAAAAUUUGAAAACACUUAUCAUUAAAUGGAAAACCAUAGCAGGUACCAUGAAUAUAAUUGUAAGCACAAAUGAGGAUAACAAUAAUUAUAAAUCUUACAUUUAAAAUGUAUAUUAUAUUUUCAUACUUUACUUAUUCAGUUGCUGGGAAAUUUAAAUGGAUGCAAAUGAAAAAAAUAACUUAUAAAAAUAUAGAAAAAGAAACAGAAGAACUUAAACACAAUUAAUCUAAAUCGUAAUAUAAUAAUAAAGCUGUAGAGGUUUGAGUAAGUGAAUGUUGAUAUAUGUAAGAAAUACUGCAUAUACAUGGUGGGUGUGCUUGUGGUGAAAAUUUCAGCAAAACUGAACGUAGGACAAUGUCACUUCCUUUAACUGAACCAUAGGGUGUGACUUGUUCAGCUCGAGUGAUGGUGAUUUCCACACUUAAUAAUUGUCUCAAGAAGGUUUAAGAUGAUAAUGAAGCUGCUUCUUUGUGCUAUUUGUGUCCUUCUCUCAGCACAAUGCUUUGUAACAUCUGAGCUUAAAAUCAAUGGAUAUACAGGACAGUCAGUGACAAUAGAGUGCUCUCAUGUGUGGGCAGUAGGUAACAGGAAGUACUUCUGCAAGGACCCGUGUAAAGAAGAGAAGGAUGUUGUGGUUGACUCAGUCAAGCCUACUCCUUCGAAGUAUGAGCUACAGGACAGAGGGAACAUCUUCACUGUGAUUAUUACUGACCUCAAAAUGACAGACUCUGGGAAGUACUGGUGUGCAGUAGACCGGUCUGUUACUGACACCUAUACCAAGGUCAUCCUAACAGUUGUAGAUGCACCAACGAGUUCUUCACCAUUGAACACAAGAGCUCACAUUUAUUCUCCAUCUACUAUCAGUUAUCUGGGGGCUAUCUCAAUAACAUUCAAUGCCACAUUUACAGCAGUUACUAUAGCAACAGUUCAGUCAACUGACUACAACAACAUCAAAACAGAUUGGCGAGUUUACCUCUGUGUCUCUGUGGGUGUGUUACUGAUCACUUCACUGGUGGGGAUUCUGGUGUUUUUAGCCUUAAAUUAUAAAAAGACCUUGGUUAAGUGGCAGUGUUGCCCAGGAAGAAGAGAGGCUUCUGACUCUGAAGGCAAUUCAUUUGGGAACCAGAACUCAAUCUCCCAUAAUCCUCAUCCUGCCAGUAUAAAUACUCCGUCUGACUAUGAAAACUUUCUCAACGUUUCCGCCAUAUCGUCUACCCACAAUAUAUACACUGUUCACUGUAAUGAAUGACCUCGCUGGUCUACUACCAAGAUGUCAUAGAGUAAAAACAAACCUUUCACAUUUCGUAAAUAAAACAAAUCUAUAUAUUGAUCUAUAUGUUUUUGUUUACCUCUGUGUCUCUGUGGGUGUGUUACUGAUCACUUCACUGGUGGGGAUUCUGGUGUUUUUAGCCUUAUAUUAUAAAAGUAAUAUACUUUACUUUAAUAUACACCCACUCUGUGGGUGUGCUAUAGAAAAAAACUCACCCUUGAUCACCACAAUAUAACAAAGAGUAUUAUAUUAAUUGUAAGUAUAUAAAAGCAACUGAGAUUACUGGAAAUUGUAAAGAUCUUAUUACUCCUCGCACUGUACCUCGCUCCCUCCGAUCCACUAGCACUGCCCGACUGGUCCCACCAUCUCUCAGAGCAAAGGGUAGGUAUUCAUCUAGACUCUUCUCUGUUCUUCCACCGAGGUGGUGGAAUAAACUUCCCCUAGAUGUCCGUACAGCAGAGUCUCUGACUGUCUUCAAACGACGUCUUAAGACCUACCUUUUCCUGAAGCACUUAAACUAGCUCUUAUCUUUCCCUGUUUAUGUAUUGUUAUAUGUUUAAAAAAAAAUCCAAUUUUAGGCUAAUGGUAUCCUAAGUCUGUAACCUACUGAACCAGUUUUCAGUGAUAGAGACUUAAAGCACUUUUGUAUGUCGCACUGGAUAAGAGCGUCUGCCAAAUGCCAGAAAUGUAAAUGUAAAUGUAAAUUGGCAAUUUGCUGCGUUAUGAGAGAAAUACCUCUCCCCUGACUUGGAUUUUCCUGCUUCAGCUUCAGGAGCUCAUUUUGCAUGCUGAGGUAUUGAGGUUCAGGUCAGGCCACCGUCACCAGAAUUCUAGCAUAUCCGGGUCACCUAUUUCUGGGUUAAGCCUAUUUAAGCUAUGUUAAUACUAUACACAUUGAGAAGUAAUACAGCGUUUUUCCUGUGUACCAAGCUGUGUUCCUUGUUUUCCGUGUUCCACUGUUCAUGACCUAGCUUUUGGAUUUGUUUGCCAUGUGUCUCUUUGGAUUAUUGACCUGUGCCUGUUUAGAUAGAAACCUUUCACAUUUUGUAAAUAAGACAAAUCUAUAUAUUGUUUUAUAUUUGGUAUAUACUAAUUUUAUAAUGAAUUUGAUGUCAUGUACUGUUCACUGUCUGUAAGAAAUUUAUGCCACAGAGUUUUCCCUGAUAAAUGAAUGAAUGAAUGAAUGAAUGAAUGAAUGAAUGAAUGAAUGAAUGAAAGAAUGAACAAUAUGCAUAGUUGUAUUUAUUUUAAAAUCUUCCCAAAAUUUUGAUGUAUAAGAAAGCUACUAAACAUCUAAAAAGCUGAUUAAAAUCUAUAUAAAACUAAACAUAACUUCUUUAUUGAGUGGGCAUUUGGUGUGUGUGUAAUGCUGAGUUUAUACACUAUUCUGUUUCUGUUGGUCACCUGGCAUGCAUGACUAAUAUAAAACUAUGCUCUACUGUACAGUAGUCAAAAGUUUAGGCUCUCACAGAUACACAGCAUGGUUUGGCAGCCAGAACAAAGCAAUCUGGUGUCCAAGCAGCACAUUGAGCUGGGUAGUCGUGCCCUACAAGAUAUGCCUCUAGAAAUUAGGGCUCACUCCACUAGAGGUAUCACCUU